Messenger RNA from Brassica napus (rape), 5133 nucleotides. RefSeq names its product protein disulfide isomerase-like 2-1. The transcript is spliced from 8 exons. Gene Ontology annotation, cellular component: endoplasmic reticulum. The coding region runs from base 3230 to 4363 and encodes 377 amino acids. Gene Ontology annotation, biological process: protein folding. Gene Ontology annotation, molecular function: protein disulfide isomerase activity. Lineage: Eukaryota; Viridiplantae; Streptophyta; Magnoliopsida; Brassicales; Brassicaceae. The record is from RefSeq and is a predicted model, not a curated record.
UUUUAAAUACCAAAAUUUUGAAUCCGUUCGGAUAUAUAAUCAAUUUUGGUUCGGGUUCGAUACUAUUUUUUCGGAUCGGAUUCGGUUCGGUUAUUCGGAUCCGGAUUUUUUGUUCAGCCCUAUAUAGAACUAUACAUACAAAAUAUGAAAUGGAAUGGAUGUACAACUUUCUCUCUCCGCGUACACACACACACUCCUAUAUAGAACUAUACAUACAAAAUAUGAAAUGGAAUGGAUGUACAACUUUCUCUCUCCGUUUAUCAUAACAUCUUCCCAGAAAAUCAAGUAGAGCAGCUAUACAUUAAUUUAUAGACUCAUCUCACCUUGGUGCUUCAUAUCUUAAUCUUACACACAAUCUGAAAAGAAAAAUGAAAAUAAAAACAUUUUAAUCUUGAAAAUUUUAGUUAAAAAAAAAACAUUUUAAUCUCUUAAUAUUUGAUUUCAAUAGUCCUUUUGGUUGAUUAGAUAUCAUAUCUUUAACCCGCACAUGUAAUGCAUAGUUGUUGUUCGAUACAGGUCUGACUCUUUGCCUUUUUAGAAUCAAAGCUUUAUAUAUAAACUAUAACGUGCUUAUUUGCUCCGCAUCUCAUUCCAUUUGGUAUAAAUCUAUAUGUGACAUAAAAAUAAAGAGAUAAAACCCUUGAAAUAUAAAAUUAGUUCGGUCUCGAGAUGCGGUUAACGCGCGCGCAUGUUUGUAAUCAUGAUUAUGUUAAAUUAAUUAACAAAAUAACGGACCACGAAAAGAACUCACAAACGUGAUAAAAGAAUGGAAAUAUUGUCGUUAUCAAAAUUGUAAUCGGAAUAACGGUCUCGAGAUGCGGUUAACGCAUCAUAUUUGUAAUCAGCAUUAUCAAAAUUGUAGAAUCUAAAUAUUGUCGUUAUAUACCACCACAGUGUUUUAAGAAUGGUUCAUUUGGAGAUCUUAUGGGACCUACGUAUUUCCAUACUUGGUUAUUGGUGUGGGUUUAGAUUUUUUUUGUUUCUCUUAUUCACAUAUUUUCAAAAUUACAAAUUAAAAUUGUCUAUAUAUAGUGAACAAAGUAUAUUAUGUAUGUGAAUAACAAACAUUAUGGAUGUUAUUGAAUAUUGAAUGAAAGAAUGUCCUGUUUGUUGAAUAUAACUGAAACAAAGGGAUCAAUUACGUGACAUGCAAAUAUGAAGGCUCGUCACUGGUUGUAUUUAGGGUAUAACACUAGACGGAUAACAAAUUUCGAAUCCCUAAGGAAGUAUUACGUGGGUCCCUGUGUCGGGGAAGAAAAUAACAAAAAUUUCUCUGUGGUUUCCUCUCUCCGCGUACGUACACACACACUCUCUCUCAGUGGUCCCCACUAUAUACUGAUUAGUAAUUGGAUAACUAAAAUGUUUUUAGUAGUAGUAUUAAUUAGUACUAGCAUAGGGAUUGUUUCAUUAUUUUUCAAAUCAUAUGAAACAUGCGGCAUGUCUUAAUUAUGUGAUUAUUUGUUUUACCGUCUCUCUCUCCUACACACACACACUCUCUCUCUCUCUAUAUAUAUCUGCUCCCAAGGUCGGUGACUUUCUCUAGUGCUUCUUCAUCCCCUCCAAUUCUCUCUCUAGCUCUUCUUCAUCCCCUCCAAUUCUCUCUCUAGCGCUUCUUCAUCCUCAUACUCUUUUUUUUUUUUUUUUUUUUUUUUUUUUUCUCUUGUAAAAUCCAAAGAUGAUGGCAUCUACGCUAUCGCGGUUGUUCUCAAGAUCUCGGCCUAUCCUUCUCCGAAGAGUCUCGUUCCGCAGCUGUUUCCCAAAACAUACCCUCGCCUCAAGUCUUGGAUCAGUCUUGGAGUGGAUGAAUAUAAACGGUUACAACGGCAGAGGACUUGUCGAUCUUCCUAGAAAGCAUCCCCUCGCCGCCGGCGCAGCUAAAAUCCCUAACGACGGCUCUCCCUACUAUAACCGCCAGUCUCUCCUCCACUACCAGAAGCUACAAGUAAUCAGAUCUAUUUUUUUUGUUUUUCCCUUCUGAGUUUUGGAUGAAUAUUGGUGCUGAUGUUUGUUUACGUCGUGAAGCAGAGCACUGGCCCUUGUUCUCGGCCUAUCCUUCUCCGAAGAGUCUCGUUCCGCAGCUGUUUCCCAAAACAUACCCUCGCCUCAAGUCUUGGAUCAGUCUCGGAGUGGAUGAAUAUAAACGGUUACAACGGCAGAGGACUUGUCGAUCUUCCUAGAAAGCAUCCCCUCGCCGCCGGCUUGGGAAGGGCUGUUGCGCUUCAAAACUUUGAGAAAAAGCUGAAAUCUACGAGGAGUAACGUACCCAUAACUAAGAGCGAGCCUGCUGAAACAAGACCACUAGGUACAACAAGAGCUUAUAACUUUUGUAUUUUACCCAAAACAUACUGUCUUAGUGGUCUACUCCUGAUUCAGUGAUAAUAGAUGAUAUGUAUACAUUUGGUAGGUUCUCUCAUAUUGCUACGAAACUUACUAUUAUCAUUAAUUCUUACUCAUGCCAAAAUGCUAUAUGCUCAAUACCUGUAAGGGGAGUAGAAUUAUACACUUGCGUGUCUGGCUUGUCUUGAGAGUGUUGAGUUGUCUUCAAUGCAAGAUAUGUAGUGUUCUUUCACUGAUUAGUUUGACCGUAUUAUUACAGAGCAACAAGAGAAAAUGAUCCACGAUAUGUGGUGACACCAUAACAUGUCUUUUGCGUAAACACCAUAACAAGUCUUUUGCCUAAACUCACUUGAGGCUACAUCUCUUUGUUGACAGGAACAUCACACCAAAAGCUCAUCACGCAUUUUGAAGGAGGUAUCGAGACAAAUCUCAACAGGGAAAAGACGAGGAGUAACGUAGCCAAAACUAAGAGAGAACCCGCUGAAACAAGACCACAAGGUACAUCAUAUCUUGAUCACUGUAGUGUAUAACCUUUCCAUUUUACUCAAUCAUACUGUGAUGAUUCAAGGUCGACACUAACUAACUCUUGCUUCAUUCUAGUACCGUAUUUUGUACACUAUCCACCCAUAUAUUGUUCAGUGAUCAAUGAUAUAUAUACCUCUGAUUUAGGUUCUUUUAUCGAUACAAAACUGACUAUUCACGUAGUUCCUCAAAACAGAGCUAUAUGCUCAAUUCCUAUAAGGGGAGUAGAAUUAUACAACUUGCGUGUCUGGCUUGUCUUAAGAGUUUUCGUCAAUAAGUCCACAUGCUGAAUGAGAAUAUGCAAGAUAUGUGGUGAUCUUUCACUGAUUAGUCUGGCCGUAUUACUACAGAGCAACAAGAGAAAACGAGAAUGAUCCAUGAAAAGUUUAAGGAUGAUGUCGGGAACCAUCUUGAAGACUUCAAGAGUGCUAUUGGAGGGCUUGAAGCAAACCACUCAGAGUUGAAAGGAAGCAUUAAGAAACAAAGAACAUCACACCAAAAGCUCGGUAUCGAGACAAAUCUCAACAGUGGAUCAAGGGGAUGCUCUGUAACGCUUCAACAGAUUAUGAGAAUGAUCCACGAGAAGUUUGAGGAAGAUGUCGGGAACCAUCUUGAAGACUUCAAGAGUGCUAUUGAAGGGCUUGAAGUUGGAGCAAACCAGCAAAGUCGAGAAACAGCUAAGUGGGGGAGUGGUAGCUCAGCUAAAUCUGGUGUCGUGUCAACUCCUUCCUCCAGAGGAAAGAUGAUGCAGCUGAAGAUGAUGGCUCCAUCGAUGCAGAUGAGGGGAUUCUCAUACAAACCGCAAAAAUCUGAGUUGCCAGACAUCAACGUGGACGCUUUUGAAGAUGAAUCAGAGCUCUUGAAGUUUUUGAGGGCUUACCACCCCACAUACUGUGUUGUUAAUCAGCAAGAGGAGAUGAAAAAAUAUCUGGCUCAAGUAGAAAGGAAGAAGAAAUAUGAAGCCGAAGCAAGGGAUGCCCGUGAAAAAGGGAAUACGGCCGAGGCCGAAUCGUGGGCUAAGUUAGCAGAGGAAGCUGGCCAAAAGGCACAGGAACACCUUGAGAGUAGCGAGAAUAUGAUUGCGUACGAAAACUUCUGGCUUGGCAAGAUAAAUGAAUUUCGUGAGUACCAGAAGAAGAAGAAUGUUGUUGUCUUAACACCUGAUAACUUCCAUGAGAUUGUACUGGAUCAGAACAAAGAUGUCUUGGUCGAGUUUUAUGCCCCAGGGUGCGGCCAGUGCAAGUCCCUCGUGUAUACAAAGGUAGCCGAGGUGUUUAAGCAUGAAGAAGGUGUGGUCAUAGCCAAGUUGGAUACUGAUGCUCACAAAAGCCUUGGCGAGAAGUAUGGAGUAAGUGGAUUCCCAACCUUAAAGUUCUUCCCAAAGGACAACAAAACCGGUCAGGAGUAUGAUGGUGGAAGGAACUUAGAUGAAUUUGUAAGCUUCAUCAACGAGAAAGUUGGAACCGGCAGAGACAGCAAAGGGAAGCUUACCUCAAAGGUUUAAAAAAACAUGUUUCUAUCUUAGUAUUGCAAUUUCUAUCUAAGGUUUGAAAGCUUUUGUUGAUUCAUCUCUCUUGUUUGAUAGGCUGGUAUAGUGGAAAGCUUAGACACGUUGGUAAAGGAGCUAGUUGCAGCCAGUGAAGAUGAGAAGAAGGCAAUCUUGUCUCGCAUCGAAGAGGAAGCUGGCAACCUUAAGGGCUCCACAGCAAGGUAUGGAAUGCUUUACACCUCACUUGCAAAGCAGUACACAGAAAAUGGUUCAGGCUAUGCUACCAAAGAAGCUAAGCUGCUUGGACGACUCAUUAGCAAGUCUACAAGUCCGCUGAAAGCUGAGGAACUCACUCUCAAGAGAAACAUCCUAAACACGUUUGCUUCUUCUUAGAAGCCUAAGAUUGAAGUUGCUUCUUCUUGUUUUUGCUUUUCUUUCAGCUCUUAUAGACAGUUAAGUUGAAGGUGGAUCAUGGAUAAUAGGCUAAAAGAUGGUUUUUGCUAGUUGUGGUCAAGAACAGAUACUAAUGGAAUUUUUAAAAUUUACAGAACAAAAAACAUCAAGAAACCAAAAACAAAAGAAUUUGAAUUUUUUUUUGUUGUGGUUAGGUUAGGAACUAGGGGAUGGAAGUUGUGAUUAGUUAAUUAAGCUCAGAACCUGUGGUCAAUAGGGUCUGAGGUUUUGUGGUUUUAGAGGCUGAGGAUUUGUGGUCAGGAUUAGAGGGGCCGUGUAGAAAGUCUGAAGUUGUGUAGUCUGAGUAACUUUGGUUGAUGUCGAAUGACCUU